GGAGGCGGAGAGGGCUUCCAACUUUGCUCCAAUCCGCGGCCGGCCCUCCCCGGGGUCCCCUGCUGGGUGACCCGCCCGCCACUGACUGAGUCGAAGGAACUUCGCCGAGCUCCGCUUCAGAGCCCGGGAAGGCGAGGUGCUCCCCCUCCUCCUCUGCCCUCCCUCUGCCCCCGCCUCCCGGUCCUCGCCCAGCCGGGAGCGCCAGCGAUAGGACAAGCCCCGGGCGUGCAUUGUGUAUAUGCAAACCAGAGGCCGGCUCCCCAGGUCUGUGCGACCCGGACGGGGCUGCGGCAGCGGCUGGCGCUGCUUGGGGUGCCGCAGCCCUCGCCGGAGCCCUGCACUGUCAUGCCCCCGCCGCGCGGCGGGCCAGUGCGUCCCCGAGUCGCUCUAUAAGCGCAGGCCAGGGGACACCACCCGGAGGGGCUGAAGAUGAGGGUGCCCGCGCAUGGGCCCCCGCUGAGUGCCAACCCCUCCCGAGCCCGCGCCCCGCGCGGAGCCCGCGGCCGCCGAGGACCCGCCUUCGCCGUAGUAGCAGCUGGAGCUGCGACAGAGGCAGCAGCUGCGGCGCCGGCGCCGGUUGCGCUAGCGCGUAGAGAGGCGGCCGCAGCUCCGGGGCCGCCGCUGCCCCGGCUGCCAUGAGUUGUGCGGAGGUGAUGUAUCACCCCCAGCCGUAUGGAGCGCCCCAGUAUCUGCCCAACCCUGUGGCAGCUGCAACCUGCCCCACAGCCUAUUACCACCCGGCGCCCCAACCUGGCCAGCAGAAGUUAGCGGUAUACAGCAAGAUGCAGGACUCUCUGGAAGUCACCCUUCCCAGCAAACAAGAGGAGGAGGAGGAGGAGGAUGAGGAGGAGGAGGAGGAGGAGAAAGACCAGCCUGCCGAGAUGGAGUACCUUAACUCUCGCUGUGUCCUUUUCACUUAUUUCCAGGGAGACAUUGGGUCAGUAGUGGAUGAACACUUCUCAAGAGCUUUGGGCCAAGCCAGCACCCUCCAUCCAGAAUCUGCCAUUUCAAAAAGCAAGAUGGGGCUAACCCCCUUAUGGCGAGACAGCUCAGCUCUCUCAAGCCAGAGGAGUAGUUUCCCGACUUCCUUUUGGACCGGCUCUUACCAGCCCCCACCUGCCCCCUGUUUGGGGGGCGUUCAUCCUGAUUUCCAGGUCACUGCACCCCCUGGCACAUUUACUGCAGGCGACCCGGGCCCCUGGCCAGGACAUGGCCUGCAUCAGACUGGCCCUGCCCCUCCCCCUCCUGCAUCUGAGUCUUGGCACUACCCUCUGGCAUCUCAGGUGAGCCCGUCCUACAGCCACGUGCAUGACAUGUACCUGCGACAUCACCAUCCCCACAUGCACCACCGCCACCACCACCACCACCACCAUCACCACCACCCUUCUGCUGGCUCUGCCCUGGAUCCAGCCUAUGGGCCCCUGCUGAUGCCAUCUGUGCGUGCGGCCAGGAUUCCUGCUCCCCAGUGUGACAUCACAAAGACAGAUCCAACUACAGUCACCACUGCUACCUCAGCGUGGGCCGGAGCCUUUCACGGAACCGUGGACUUAGUGCCAAGUGUGGGGUUUGAUACAGGUCUACAACAUCAAGACAAGAGCAAAGAAUCCCCAUGGUACUGAAACACACAGUAUUAGCAAGUCAGGUUAGAGUGUGAAUCCAUGGACCCACUGGAAGAAGAUGCUGCCAGGGUUUGUCAUUCUGCGAUGGGACACAGUAGAUGUGGAAGGAGAAGAGGAAAUGUUAUCCAGCUGACUUUGGUUUGGAAACUUUGCUUGAGAAAGCAUAGUGGGUCCUAGACAUUGAAGAAAAGCAUUUUUGUUUAUUUUUUCCCUCAUCUGAGCCUUUGCCAACUGUGCAACUCUCUUUUAUUUUUUGUCUUGCUUUUAUCAAUAUACAGUUUAAUUUUUGUUUCAGUUUGACUUUUUUUCUUUUUUCUUUUUAAGCCAACCACCUUAUCAGGAAGAGAUGAAAUACAAAGAAAAUGCCCAUUCUUUCAGGAAUACAAUUUUGUAGCUCUAUGUGCAUCUAUUUUUGUAGAAAUACAGAAAGUUUGGUUUAGCAUGGAUGGGCUAUUUUUGAGGGAAGUGGUUUUUUUUUUAAUAAUAUAAAAUUGUUGAGUUCUGUUUAAAGAACUUGCUCUCAGAGAAGCACUGGCAAAAAAAACAAAUGUUUAAAAUGCUUAUCUUUAAGAUGUCUGUGAUAUGCUCUGUGCUUUCUAGGUUACCUCAAAUGUUUGAUAGUUUCUCCUUUUUUACAAAAGUAGCACCAUAGCCAAGCCAAUAUAGUAUUGUUUUACAUUAAAUCUCAGUGAAGAUUUAAUUCUGUGUUAGCUCACUUAGCUCUGAGUUAUAUGUAUAGCUUGAAAAGGAAGUUUUUUCAUGACCACACUAAAGAAAGGUUAUUUCAUCACUUCAGUUUCUCCCAAAGAGUGCUUGGAGGUUGACAUUAAGAAGAAAGUUUGCAUAAACUUUCAAUCAGAUGGAGAGUUUUCCUAGAGUAUAUAAUUCUCUUUCUAGUCAAUCUGACUUUGAUAAAUGGAACCAGAGUUUAUAUCCAUCUACUGGAAAAAAAAAAAUGCAUUUAACCAUGCUAACUUUGAGUGCCAGUGACUUAUUUUUGUUGUUUAUAAUUAUUCAUCCAUCACAAUUUUUUUUAUAUUUUAAGUGAUUCUUUUUUUCCUGAAGAUAAUCUGAAGGGAUAAUAUUUGUGAAGGUACUACACUCAUCACAAAGCCUCAAAUUCAAUGGCUGUUUCUGAGGAUAUUAUCCAUCAUUGUGAAUUGAAAAAUAAUGUAUUGUAUAUGUAAUAUUUUAAACAGAGGUUUUUGCAAAUCUUCUUUGUCUUUUUAAAUUUGGUUUCAGUUGAUUUAAUUCUUUUUAGGAAAAAAAUUGGGGGCAAUAAAUUUAAACAUGGAUUUAUACUACAAUUACUGAAAUUCAGUUAAUAAAUUUACAGUUUAUUAUUUGAAAUUUACUAUUGAUAACUCAAGAUUCACCUUGACAUGGCCCUGAGGAUCUAAAUAAUAAGUUGGAUUUAUCAUUAAGAUGUUAUUAUGAAAAUAUUAGGAUUAUCAAAGUAGCAGUUAUUGGGAUUUUUAAGGACUUUCAAUGAAAAGUCCAUUCUUUCUUUCAGAUGCUUCCAAAGAUGGAUCAUGUUAAAAAGGUAGUGUUAUAUAGAAGUUUAGAUUGUUAAAAAACACUUCUCAAAUUUUUCUCAUCCUGUCCUCACCUAUGUGAAAUUCAAUAUUUAGUGAAAUAUCAUUUUCCAUCUUAAAUUGUAUAUCUCAUCUGUGCAAACAAUUUAGAUAUAAGAGCAACAUAAUCCCUGCUUAGCUAGGCAGAAUUCUCACAGGUAAUUUUCAAAUAUUUCCCUUAACUCUAUUGUUAUGUAGUAGUAUUCUUUCCUGAUGCAUCUUAUGAGUUAUAAAUCUAUACACUCCUAUAUUUUCAUCACUGUAUUGUUUCUUCUUAACCAGACUCCCCUGAACACAGUAUAUAAUUUUUUUACUAACCUAAGGUCCAAAGUUAAGUAUCUUCCACUUACCAAUGAUAGGAACUUACAUUUCUAGGGAGCAGCUUGAUUAAAUUAGCUAUCCACAUUUUGAUCUAUGAUUUGAUUUGAUAUGAUUAUUUAUAAUUUGCCUAAGUUUGUGGUGUACAGACUUGAAUGAAUCCAUAAAAUUAGUUUCAUUUUGAAUUCUCAAAGACAAAUAUUCAGUAACUCCCAUGGGAUGACUCACUAGGCAUUUUUUCCUCCUCUUUCCUUGGAACCUAUUAACUUCCUUAGAACAGUGUUGUCCUCCAACUCAUUCAGAUCAUCCAAUUGGAUUUCUUUAAUUAUGGGGGGGGGGUAUUAACUCUUUUCCUUUCCUUACUUUCUAUUGAGUCAAAUUGAAGGAGAGAGAGCUGACAAUUAGAUGGCUUCACCCUGAAUUUAGACUGCCCUGUGUCUCUCCUGGUAACUCUCUGAUAAGACAUUCCUUGGCUCUGGGGACUCAGGAAAAGUUGGGGACCUGAAUUCUGUGGUACGCAGGAGAGAUUUGUAUGUGAGAUCCUCCACUGAGAACAGGAUCAGGUGUUGCUGACACAUUGUGAGGAUUAGAUCCUUGAAUAUACAAGGAGUGGAUCAAAAUCUAAAUCAAAAAAGAAUUGAGUGCAAGUAUCUCUAAUUGUCUGGCAUUCCAUUGUUACAAUCAUGUUAGCAUUACCACCAAAAGUCAUAAAAGAGAAUGAGUUGUAAUUUAACACGACAUUCUGCGUUUAAGUUUAAAAUGCUGUCGCUCUCUGGGUUUGGUUUUCUUGCAUUAAUCCCAGAGGCUUCCAGAUUCCUUUAUGAAAGGCUAUCCUCUCCCUCCCCAAUUUCAUUUGGAACCACUCCACCUUUGGUUAUUUUACAAUUGAACUUUAAGCUUUCUAAAGACCUAUGAGCUAUACCCUAGAAAAUAAUCUCAUUUAUUUGACACCUAAUCUGUGCUUCAACCACUGAACUAUCACGAGCUAAGGAACAACAAAAUAAGUUCCCAUUGUGGCACAGUGGAAACGAAUCUGACUAGGAACCAUGACAUUGCAAGUUGGACCCCUGGCCUCGCUCAGUG
Molecule: messenger RNA, 4594 nt
Organism: Phacochoerus africanus (Common warthog)
Lineage: Eukaryota; Metazoa; Chordata; Mammalia; Artiodactyla; Suidae
Gene: VGLL3
Product: vestigial like family member 3
Exons: 4
Coding region: 636-1619 (327 amino acids)
Biological process (GO): regulation of transcription by RNA polymerase II
Cellular component (GO): nucleus
Source: RefSeq, a predicted model, not a curated record